Messenger RNA from Amoebophrya sp. A120, 2906 nucleotides. Lineage: Eukaryota; Dinophyceae; Syndiniales; Amoebophryaceae. The record is from the annotation of a GenBank genome assembly.
GAUUUUCUCUCCUUUGCAUUAUGUAUGAUGAUGAUUUGCUGUUCCUGCUUUAUUUCUUCUCUUCGAGGGAGGUAGAAGGAUAUGUAAACGCAUGAAUUUCUUCCAAUCCAACCAAAAAAACAUUACAGGCAGGUAGUUACGUUUGGCUUUUGCCAGUACAGCCGAAAACUUUCUUCUUCGCGUUUCUUCCACUUCCUCUUGAGGUGUGAAAAAAUAACGCUAAAACCACUACUCUACACACUUUGUUCACUUCACCGAAAGGUUGAGCAAGGUACACUAUACAAGAUGGCAGCUCAACAUGCGACUGUGAUGUGCGUGGGCACUAUGUUGAACCAGCGCUCGGAGUUCGUUGAUACGCAAGAAAAAACAUCGCAUCUUCCGCGGCGCCAGUGCAUUGCUGUUUUUUGGUUGCAAAAAGGAAAAUAAAAAGUGCCUGACCGCGCACAGGAGCCCGUUGUUCCUUACUUACUUACACCCUUGUCAUGCAGCUACGGGAAAAAUGUAGUGGACUAGGAACAGGAAAGAAAAAAAAGCGUCAAGAUUUGUCAUGCAUAUAAAAAAUCACAAAGCUCUUUGAGUGCGAUGUGAGAAGAUUUUUGCAUAGGAUACUCGACUUCUUCUUCGAGGUGCCCGAGAAUUUCACCAUCGGUGACAUGAAGCGUCAGUUUAUGCAAUGUAAAUUUCCUGUACAUGUAUAAAAUGCAUGACAAAUUUCGCUAACUUGCAGUGUCCAACUUGUCAUGCUACACUAGGAUUGAAGGCAAGUUUUGUCAUGCAGAGACUGCGUUUGUACAUGUACAGGAAAUUUACUGUGGAUACAGUUCGCACAGGAGUUCGGCGCGCCCGUCGUAUCACCUGCAAAUGUGUCGUCCUCUGGGGGUCGGGAUCUUUUGUGUGGUGUAAGGUGCAGCUGCACCGCGUGGGGACACCAGCAGGAUAGAUGCAUUAAAUCGAUGUUUACUUUAUCAUGCGGGGAAGCAGCUUGCUAUUCAAGAUAUUUGAAUUGAUCGGCAAUGAAACUAAACACAGAUGAGAACCAACAAACCUGCCGCAACAUCAUAAGUUCGAGCGGUUUGUCAUGCGAUAGUUAACAACAUGACGUGGAAACCUCAAAUUUGUUCUGGCUCUGCCCGUGAUUUUUUCCCCCCACAUUAUGAUGUUGUGUGGGGUAGUGUAGUUAACGAUUCGUUUAGUGUAGUCUGGUUUAUCUUUAUGGCAACCUCCAUGUUGCAGCUCGGCAUUUGGCAAAUUCCAUGUUUUGCUUUUCUGAAUCGAAGAAGCACUUGAUGCUCACAUUUAUCUUUUCCUCUUGUUUAUUUUUGCUAGCUAUUUGUUGCUCUGGUGCUCCCAUUUGUUCUUUUUUGUUUGCUUUAUUUGCGAGAUAGUACUCCUACUAGAACUAGUUUCCUCGUCCGAGCUACCUAUAUUGGAAAUGGAAGCUCGGUUCGACGUGCAAGUCUUCGCUUUCCAGAAGCGUGUUUUGGUCUGCGGGAAUCGUAAAAUGCUCUCGCUGCAAAAUAAGCCUAGAGAUACUGAUAACUUUAACUGCAGAGCAAUACGGCGCGCGAUGCUGAUUUUCACAGCCAGCCUUCGGGGUGCUCGAUGUCCCGUUUCUCUAUUUUCAGAUCAGGAGCUGCAAGGAAUUUCGAAUUACUACUUUUAGUGGUUCAGCUUCUUUCCACACCGUCGGGCAGAAGAUGGCACUUUGGAAGUGCAUUUUCUCCACCCCCGGACGCGUGAGACGUGUCCGAUGAAAAGCUUUGGACCAAAGCAAGAACGGUGAAUAGUCGCUUCAAGAACAUAGAUAUCAGAGCUUCAUGAUUACUACAUACACAUACUAGCACAGUAGGCCGAUGAUCGAGCAGCAUUCUUACUUCGCAUUGUCGUGGUAAAUCCUGCGAUAUCUACGCUGAAUAUUGCUCCACAUAGGUACUUAAACGUAAAUUCAUAGAUACACAGUACAGUAGGCCGAAGAUAUGUGCGUAUAGAGCAUUUUUACUUAGUUUGCUUCGUGAAUAUCAACGCUGAAUAGUACUCCCAUGAUAUAUUUGAUGUUAACACAUUGUCUGACUUCGUUCGUCGACAUAUGCGACUUUCGUUCAUCAAGGUACAGCUUUUCUAAUAUCUCCACAACGCGAGCAAGAGCGUGCUCCUUGCUUUGCGUUUCUCACCGCUUUUUAUUCCCGACCACAAUCUCGUUUCUAGCGAAGGCACUGUCAAAUUUUUCGAUUCUUUAUUUUGCGCUUUCCUAGUUUUUUUACCAGCGAAAGCGAAGUAGUGACCAGAGCUAUUGGAGUUUGGUUGCAUGCAUCAAGGAACUCUUUUUUUUAGCUCAGGAACUCUUUUUUUCAGCUAUUUUUAGCUCAGGACCUCUUUUUAGCUGUAUUUUUUGCGACUUUUUUCAAACAAAAUCAACAUCGCUUUGAAAAAGACAGCAACUUCCUCGCCGAGGGGUGAGCGCGCUGACUGCUUUUUCCGGGCAAGUUUUCUGCAAGAACGCUGCGCGGCUCAAUGUAACCUGUGUGCAGGCCGGUUCUCCCGAGCGAUACUGAAAACAAGAAGGCGACUGAUUAUGAAGCGCCUGCCCUGUGUUAUUUUUCCUAAUUUCAUUUUGCUUUUUCUUUUUCUCAACUACUUUGUUUAUGUACUUCGUAGAAUGUUAUUCAUUAUGCGAAUAUCGAUGAAGAACUAACCGCGGCAGAAGAUAAAGGUCGGUUUGCACUUAUCAUCAAAUCACACGACAAGCGAUAACCGUUCCGCUUUUGCCGUUUGUCCAGAGACACAGUGUCAGUUCUUUCUCCGUCUCUUGAUGAUAGAUGACGUGAGGACACUUGUGCAACUGGAAAAAAAUGAUGGAUAACCCAUGUGGUAUUGUCGUCUGUGCUGCUAGCCGACGGAAGGUGAAC